AUGGAGUCACUCCAAUUAAUGUUAAACAAGCUGAAAAAUGUACAGUCCAUUGAGGAACUUGAUGCCAAGAUACAAUCAAUGGAAUUUGAUCUUCAGCAUGUAACCAUGCCACUGAAAGAAGAAAAGAAAUAUAUUCAUGAUCUUAAACAGUUAAGGCAACAGCGAGGCCAACUCACUUCUAAUAUGGGCUCAAUUACUGAAAUGGAUGAGGCAUUUGAUCAAAAGGAACAGAUUGAUGAGCGAUUUAAUCUUUUGAAGAAGGAAUUGGAUUCUCUUAGAACUGAGGUGCUGCGAACUGAAGCAAAUGCAAAUGUUGCCAGGAAGAAGUAUGAUGAGGAACAAAAAAUUUUGAGAGUUCUUCCUCAACAAUUCAGGGAUGCUGAUGCUCUUCACCAAAAAGCAUAUGGACAAUGGCGAGAACUUAAAAACAUAGUAACUGAAAGGGUAGAUGCCUGUAGUUUUAGCCAGACAUUGUGA
This is a messenger RNA of Zingiber officinale, 477 nucleotides long. RefSeq lists its product as uncharacterized. NCBI's taxonomy places the organism in Eukaryota, Viridiplantae, Streptophyta, Magnoliopsida, Zingiberales, Zingiberaceae. The record is from RefSeq and is a predicted model, not a curated record. The transcript has 4 exons. The coding region runs from base 1 to 477 and encodes 158 amino acids.